AUGGCGUGUGGUUGUCACCAGCCUACUUCUGUGAGUCGCCAGGGACUUAGAUCUCUCUGGUACUUGCCUUCCGGAUGUGUCAUCACCGUAUCCAAGAGAUCUUCUCAGCAUCUGCCCGUGUGGUCUGUCAGAGACAUCCCUGCGCAGACCUGUGUUAAACCUCCUGCCUCAUACGCCGCUGUUCCUGCACAACAAAGUCUGCCUGAAGAUCCCCAACAGCUUCACCUGCCGUUUCACGCUAGGCAACCGAUUCUCCCUCAGACAAUACCUUUUGCUGAAUGUUUGAACUUACCUGCUCAGUCUCACACCCAAGCUCAAGCGUGGCCGCCUACCGUGCCUUCAGCCCAACAACCUGCAGUAACUGUGAUCUUCCCUGCCCAGUCUCAGGUUCAACAUCCAGCAUGCCUGCUGACUAUGUCUUUGGCUAAACAAGUUGAAGAGUUUUUGGGAGAACCUAACUUUGGGAUUUUCGACGGGUCUGCUAAAAACUUGCAACCAGAGCUUCAACAAGAACACAUGCCAGGUCAACAGUUGAGCACCGGCACCACAUUGGCACAGUUCUGUGACCCGUGCUGGCCACAACAAGACGCGGCAACGCUGACAGAGAUGGAUUUCCUUAUCUGA
Candidula unifasciata is the source of this 624-nucleotide messenger RNA. Lineage: Eukaryota; Metazoa; Mollusca; Gastropoda; Stylommatophora; Geomitridae. The record is from the annotation of a GenBank genome assembly.